AUGAUUAUUCCAUUUGACCAGCAGCACUACAACUACCAUCUCCGCCGUACGCCGGAGACUGUGGCAUGCACUAUACUAUGCAUAUCUGCAAUGUCGAAAGUAUGGGGAAAUAUUGGCGCCUGGGCGGCGGAAGCCGAGCGCGCCGAAGCGGAAGAGAAAGAACUAGCUGCUGCGGCGGCAGCCGCUCCACCCCAGAGCUAUCCGAGCCUGAAAGAGGCGGUGAACACUAAUAAAGGGAAGAAGAAGACGAAAAUGACGUUACAUGAGUUCACGAUGGCAGGGUCUGGAGGUCUAGGCGGUGGCGCUUUGUCUCGUGAAUUGGCUUAUGACCGUAAAGGAUUGACUCCUGAAGAAAUGAUGCGGCUCCCGACCGGGCCAAAAGAGCGUUCGGCGGAGGAAAUGCAAUAUGGGAGGCUCGGAGGUGGUUUCUCGUCCUAUGGAGGUGGUCGCGGAGGGCCGAGGAUGCGUGAUAGGGAGGGAGAUGGCGACGCUGCAUGGGGUAAUAAUCGGAGAUCUUAUGGUGAGUUUAGUGAUGAUCGUAGAGUUUCAUCUCCUCGGAUUUCGGAAUAUGAUCAACCAUCUAGGGCAGACGAGGUCGAUAAUUGGGCAAUGACCAAGAAGCCUAUCACGCCUUCUUAUGACGCUCUCACUAGACCUAGCCGUUACGGCCAUGACCCCACCAGGUCUUCUAAUUUCGGUCCUGGUUUUCGGGAUUCCGGUGGUUCUGAAGACGACCGUUGGAAAAGGGGCGUUGUGCCUCGUGAUGGUGAUCAGGAACGGCCAACGGAACGCCGGCGUUUGGUGUUAGAUCCACCAAAGGGUGAAAGUGCUCCAGUGGAGCCAUCGGCGCACACCAAUAAACCGAGUCCUUUUGGGGCAGCUAGGCCCAGGGAAGAGGUAUUGGCUGAGAAAGGUUUGGAUCACAAGAAAGUGGAUUUGGAAAUUGAUGCUAAGAAAAGUAGUAGUCGGCCCACGAGUUCACAUUCCGGCAGUUCAGUUGAUGGCCGGACUGCAUUGCAGCCGCAGGGAUUAGAGAAGACAAGGCCUAAGGUGAACCCUUUUGGCGAUGCUAAACCCAGAGAAGUUUUGCUUCAAGAGAAAGGUAUUGAUUACAGAAAGAUUGAUGUAGAGUUGGAGCGUCGUAGGCUUGGCAGGUCUGAUACAGAUGAAGCGAUAAAGAAAUUGAAGGAAAAGAUAGAUAAUCUGAAGAGAGAAUAUAAUUCUGGUUCAGAUGCAAACAACGAAUCUAAUGGAAAUGGAAACCAAAGCAGUAGUAGUUUAAGUGACAGAAUACUUGAAAAAGAAAAGAAACUGGAACAACUAAACCAUGAUCUAGAUAACAAAAUCCGGUUCAGUCAAAAACCAGUUGAAAGAACUGUUUUGGGGUCAAUUGAUGAUUCCAGAAGUGUUGACUCAUCAGAGACACGUGGCAGUAAUAGAGAUCAUUCAUGGGUAAGAAAGGGUGAUGACAGAGGAGGAUUUGGAAGAUCAAACUCAAAGGAAAGAUGGUGA
This is a messenger RNA of Lactuca virosa, 1512 nucleotides long. The record is from the annotation of a GenBank genome assembly. Lineage: Eukaryota; Viridiplantae; Streptophyta; Magnoliopsida; Asterales; Asteraceae.